Molecule: messenger RNA, 459 nt
Organism: Haemonchus placei
Lineage: Eukaryota; Metazoa; Nematoda; Chromadorea; Rhabditida; Trichostrongylidae
Source: the annotation of a GenBank genome assembly
AUGGGUAACUGCCUGCCUGUGUUGUUCCGAAUGAGCCGGAACAUCUCCAGCCGUGAUACUGUAAGAAUAUUUAAGAGCCCUUAUGUAAAUCAACUGUAUGCUGCGAAUGUGGCUCGUCAGCGUGCUGCUGCUGACGAAGGAAAGCAACGUGAAGACGCACAACGGCAAAGAAUUAGGAGACUGUUAGAACAGAUUCCGGCAGACGAAUUCCGUGCCGAUAUGAAGGGUAGCGAGUGUGCUAUAUGUAUGGUGGAUUUCGAACCCGGAGAGAAAGUGAGAUUCCUGCCAUGUAUGCACUCUUUUCAUCAGACAUGUGUAGAUGAUUGGUUGAUGAGAUCUUUCACUUGCCCUUCAUGUCUUGAACCAGUAGAUUCAACAAUUUUGUCUUCGCUCACAGCCCAUACUCAGCAGUCCCUUCAAGACCUCGCCUGUUCGCCUGCCACACAGGGAGCAUCUUGA